Rhincodon typus (whale shark) is the source of this 4307-nucleotide messenger RNA. RefSeq names its product STEAP family member 3, metalloreductase (gene steap3). NCBI's taxonomy places the organism in Eukaryota, Metazoa, Chordata, Chondrichthyes, Orectolobiformes, Rhincodontidae. Gene Ontology annotation, biological process: copper ion import. The transcript is spliced from 5 exons. Gene Ontology annotation, cellular component: plasma membrane; endosome. The record is from RefSeq and is a predicted model, not a curated record. Gene Ontology annotation, molecular function: ferric-chelate reductase (NADPH) activity; cupric reductase (NADH) activity. The coding region runs from base 98 to 1561 and encodes 487 amino acids.
CCAACGUGGAGGGCGCAGCCUGGAAUGUCAGUGUAAUAAGUCACAUGAUAAUAUUCAUUUCCAGCCGUACCAAGUGUAAAGGCAACAUCUACAAAAAAUGGCUAAAAAGGAAAUGGUUAAACCACUUUUGGGAAACAAGAGUGAAAUUCAUCAUUGCGGCCUCCAGAAAAUUGAUGUUGGCAUUCUGGGAACUGGAGAUUUUGCACGCUCUUUGGCUGCACGUCUGGCAUGUUCUGGUUAUGGUGUAAUCAUAGGAAGCCGACAUCCUAAACGCACUGCAGCUUUGUUUCCGACUAUGAAUGAAGUUACCAGUCAACGGGAAGCCAUAGGCAAGGUCAACAUUAUCUUUGUAGCAGUGAACCAUGAACACUACAGCACAUUGAAUGAACUAAGAGAUGUCCUGGCUGGGAAGAUUUUGGUGGAUGUCAGUAACAAUAUGAAAAUAAAUGUCUGUGAGGAAUCAAAUGCUGAACACCUUGCUACUAUGUUCCCAGAAUGCACCGUUGUGAAAGCAUUUAAUGUCAUCUCAGCCUGGGCUUUACAGUUUGGAGCAAGAGAUGGGAUUAAACGGGUGCUGAUCUGCAGUGACAGCCAUGAAGCUAAAUGUGUAGUGACUGAAAUGGCACGAAAUAUGGGAUUCAUUCCUGUGGAUAUGGGCUCGCUAUCAGCUGCAAAAGAAAUUGAGAACCUUCCGCUUCGCCUUUUUCCUUCCUGGAAAAUACCUGUCCUUAUUUCACUAGGCUUAUUUGUAUUUUUCUAUAUCUAUAACUUCAUUAUAAGUGUUAUUCACCCAUAUGUAGUGAAAGGACAGAACAGAUUUUAUAAAAUCCCAGUUGAGCUUGUUAAUGUCACUCUGCCAUGUGUUGCAUUUGUGAUGCUGUCCCUUGUUUACCUACCAGGAGUCCUAGCAGCCAUCUUUCAGUUGCAUAAUGGCACCAAAUACAAACGUUUUCCAGGUUGGUUAGAUCAGUGGCUUCAGCAAAGGAAACAGCUUGGCCUUUUGAGCUUUUUCUGUGCUAUUUUGCACACAAUCUAUAGCCUCUGCCUCCCAAUGCGCCGAUCUGCACGUUACGAGCUGUUGAAUGAGGCUUUUAACCAGGUCAAAAAUGGUAAAGAAAAUGCUUGGGUAGAGGAAGAAGUAUGGAGGAUGGAAAUUUACCUUUCCUUUGGAAUUCUGGCUAUUGGCAUGCUUUCACUGCUUGCUGUGACCUCAUUGCCAUCAGUGGCUGGUUCUAUGAAUUGGAGGGAAUUUAGUUUCAUUCAAUCUGGAUUUGGAAGUGCUGCAUUGGUGAUCAGCACUCUACACACGCUGACAUUUGGGUGGGCUAAAGCCUUCAACUCAGCCCAAUACAAAUUCUACCUGCCACCUACCUUUACAAUUGCUCUCAUCAUACCUUGCAUGGUGCUUCUAGCCAAAGUGUACCUGUUCCUUCCUUUUGUCAAUCGCAAACUGACACGGAUCAGACGUGGCUGGGAGGUUAAUCGCCAAGUUAAAUUCUGUAAGGGUGGUGAUGCUAGCCAAUUUUCAGAUUACCAAGCAGAGAACACUAGCAUUGUUUAAGAACUACCUCUGCAAUAUCUAUCAUUUAUUUUUUGAAAAUUUGCAAAUUUUUUCAAUUAAUCGAAGCACUAAUUCUAUUUCUAGAGUAUUUUGUAAGUUAUAAAUAAAAAGCUUUUUUGAUAUGAUUGGUAAAGAAUAGUUGUCUGCAUUUCUAUUUGUUUUGUUUAUGCUUUGUACAGAAAGAAUUAUUAGCAUUUUAUUCGUUACAUACGUGGGUAGUAACAUAAAAUGCCAUUUAUUAGAAUGAAUAGUUUUUAGGAGGGUUGAUACUGUAGCAGUUUCUAAUGUCAUUUGUAAUUGUUCAGAAGAAUGUUCAGUAUAUGGAAUAGUACAGAAGGAAUAGACAGACCAGUGCCAAAACAAUAGGUAGUUGUAAACAUAUAUCAAGCACACAUCUUCAUAGUGAAUCCAUAAGAUUACAAGAUCCAAAAUCAAUAAGCUGCCACAUAAAGAAACUACAGCAUUCUAUAAGUCUUGCAGAUUGCACACUCUUCCUCUCAGCCCAAUAGAGGAUAUUGACUUGAAGUCAUCGAACUCUAAACAUUAACUAAGAUUCAGUUAAGAAGCAGGACUAAGCUAACUUAAAUGACUUGCCCUUCAUUGGAGCUGGAACAGCUAAGUUGUUCAUCCUAUACCUGGUGAUGCGCUUAAUAAGUCAGUGUCAAAAACAGCUCAAUAACUGCACCAAAUUAUUUUGUGUAAGCAACUUGCAAUAUCCAAAAUGACUUCAGAGGGUAAUGUACGGUUACUCCUGCACAAUUUAGUAACACUCAGAUAAAAGCAAAAUACUGCAGAUGCUGGAAAUCUGAAAUAAACACAAUGCUAGAGAAACUCAACAUGUCUAGCAGCAUCUGUGAACAGAAACGUUGAAUCCAAUAUGACUUCAGAAUAAAAGUUGGGUGGGGGCUGGGAGAGGGGAGACAGAGAGAAAAUGCUCACACAUGCUGGGCAGGAACACUGAUUCUUUACUUACCCCAUCAGAAACUCUUCCAAUGUGACUGCUGCCUUUACCUAGAUUAAGUGAAUAGAAGUAUUUUCUUUGCUGUGUGAUGCUUUGGAAUGUCAAGAGUGUGUAACAAACAAGCUGUGCCUUUCACUCUACUUUUAAUGGGAUGGAGACGAUUUAAUAAACUUUACACUUUUAGUGUAAGUUCUGAUGGUUGGGAUUCAAUAAGUGAAUUUAUCUCCAUUUGAAAAAAUAUUAACAUAACUUGACUACAACAUACAGUUUCUGAUUUCACUCCAUCCUUCCAGUUCCCCAACAGAAAAUAAGACAGUGGUCUCCAACCUAUUUCAGAAUGAAUAAGUAACCAAUCAUAAGCAGGUGGCUAUUCCAAUUUUCUACCUUUAUUGCAGGGAAAGUACUCAAUAUUUUAAGGCAAAAACAUCACGGAAGAGGCUAUUAGGCUAACCAAAUUAAAGUGUACAGUUCUACUGUCAACAUUAACAGGAAAUAACUAAGUUUAUUUAUAUAGAUGAGCACCUCGAUUCAUGAACAAGUUUCAGCAUAUUCUGAAGGAUAUAAUAUGAGCUCAUUAAAAUUGUUUGAGAUUUAGCACAUUUUAUUUCAAUCACCAUUUUACUACAGGGUUCUUUUUGAACUUUUCAUAAUCUUCUCUCUUAAAACAAGCAAUUUCUGUUUCAUGGGCUGAAAAAUAAAGAGACAAACAUGAAGGUCUUCUAUAAUAUUUUACAAGCUUGUGUUUCGCUCAAAACUAAUUGUUGAGAAAGUCCACUUGUGUUUAAAUCUUUACAGUCUUGGUAAAUUCUAUCACUGAAUUCUCCAACAGGAAACAAUGGACAGUAAUUAGAGGUACAAACAAAAAACUGAUUUUGUUUUUGUUAAUUGGGAAUGAUGAGAUUAAUAGUAUUACAAACUCUAUCCCAAAUAAAAUCAGCCAAUUUAGAAUGGAUUGGUGACAGUGACCAGAUCCUGCAGUGUAUGUAUGGCUGAAAGUGUAUUUUACCACUGAGUCAUUUGCAAGCUAGGUUCAGGCUUCUAACUACAAAUUGGAUAUAACUCAAAAUUGUAGCUUUUUUGACUGGUUAUUAUAAACAAGUUGGAUUCCUAAAUUUGAAUUACAAAUAAAGUGUAAUGUCAAAUUCCUUCAUUAGAUGCAAUUUCAAUUUUAGCUAAUGUGUUAGUUGGACAUAUAAAUUGACAAAAAUAAAUAAUGCUGCAACAUUUCAGUCUUAAAAGUUUAAUGUUUAAAUACUGUCUGUAAACCUUAAAUCAGUGACAAAUUUGAGAACUGGAAUUUAGAACAAAUAGUCGAUAAGCUGAAAUUUCAUUUGAUUUGAGAAUCUACAUCUUGUCCCAAAAAAUAAAUUUAAAGCAAUCAAAUCUAAAUAGCUGACAAAAAGAAACAUCACUGAUCUGUCCAAUUCUACCUGCUCACUAGAAAACUAUCUAUUUCACAUUUACUGUGCAUUAUGUUGUAAACAGAGAUUUAUCUUCACUGUUUUGGCAAUAGUUUGGGAUUGGGCUUUGUUUGUGUUCUAGAUUUGUCUAGGCACUAGGGCUAACUUUCAAGUAAGAAUCUACGUUUUGACAUGUUUGUUUCAUUUAAAUGUGGAGUUACUCCUAAUUUCUGGUGUUGAAAUGUAAAACUACUUUCUGUGUUUGAAGAGAUUCUUAGAUCAAACUGGUUUUCACUAAACACAAACUAAUCAGAAAGCAAUUCUGAAUGCAACAAUUGUAUGUUCACGCAAACAAAAUAAAGACAAAAUGUUAAUGGUUUCCUAA